AUGGGAGUAGACACAUCACUGUCUGACGACCAAAUACUGGAAGCAGUUAAGUCUGAUCCGCCCACUCUCGCAGCGCGAAGAAUACGAAAGGACGCCGGAGCGGUCAGGCUCACUUUCCUCGGCCAAACUCCUCCCAAGCAGCUAUGCCUACACCUCCUGACAAUGCAAGUCAGGAAUUACUUGCCACGAGCGACACAGUGCAAUAAGUGCAUGAGAUACGGUCAUGUAGCGGCGUAUUCCAUCCAUAAGAAAAUAUGUUAUAAUUGCGGUACGCAUCACGAGGCUCCUGAUUGCCCCACUUCCGAGCCCCUCUGCAUCAACUGCAAAGGGAAGCAUCUGGCCACCUCAAGAGACUGCCCGAAAUUCCGGAAGCAAUGCCGCAUUAGCAGGGAAAGGUCCAGGUCCAACACCAGCUACAAAGAGGCACAAGUCAAGGUCAGAACGAAGCAGCGCCAAAGAAAACAUAGGCAAAGGAAUAUACAAAAGAACCCACGGAAGACUGGAAUUCAGCCGUCGGGUAUGAUUAUUCGCGAUAAAGAACAACCACCACCAUUCACCGAGCGUGACUUUCCUCUGCUGGAACCGCAAGGUCACCAAAACAAGCAAAGUAAUUCUGUAUCUGAGAACAGCAAUAAGGGACGCAGUGGCUCAUCACAGCCACGCUCUGGGGAUCAGAGGAUGGCACUGGAGCGAGCGCGCAAUACAGACAUGACCGUAAUCGUUAUACGUCUCCAUUUUGCAGCCCUCAAAGCCAUCGUAAAUGCGUGCCCUGAAUGUACCGCCCUCGAGGAGGUUCAACCAAUCAUGAAACUAGAAAAUAUUGUCACAUCCAUGGCCAUAGCUGAUCCCCAGAGGGAUUAG
Molecule: messenger RNA, 861 nt
Organism: Ornithodoros turicata
Lineage: Eukaryota; Metazoa; Arthropoda; Arachnida; Ixodida; Argasidae
Exons: 1
Coding region: 1-861 (286 amino acids)
Source: RefSeq, a predicted model, not a curated record